Messenger RNA from Aspergillus bombycis, 558 nucleotides. Its product is annotated as ribosome biosynthesis protein NIP7. Gene Ontology annotation, molecular function: RNA binding. Lineage: Eukaryota; Fungi; Ascomycota; Eurotiomycetes; Eurotiales; Aspergillaceae. Gene Ontology annotation, biological process: ribosomal large subunit biogenesis; ribosome assembly. The coding region runs from base 1 to 558 and encodes 185 amino acids. The transcript is spliced from 4 exons. Gene Ontology annotation, cellular component: preribosome, large subunit precursor; nucleolus; nucleus. The record is from RefSeq and is a predicted model, not a curated record.
AUGCGUCAACUCACUGAACAAGAGACGAAAACGCUUUUCGAGAAACUGGCCAACUAUACUGGUCGCUCGUUGAACAACCUCAUUACUACAUCCGAUGACCCCAAUGACCGAUAUGUAUUCCGUCUCCAUGGAAAUCGUGUCUAUUAUAUGAAACUGUCCUUGGCCAAUCUUUCCACAGCCAUUCCUCGCGCAAAUCUUCUCUCGCUUGGUACCUGCAUCGGGAAGUUUACUAAGAGUGGUCAGUUCAGGCUGCACAUCACCGCCCUGGAUGUGAUUGCUCCCCACGCGAGAUACAAGGUCUGGAUCAAACAGAACGGAGAGAUGCCCUUCCUGUACGGUGGAAAUGUGGUAAAGGCGCACGUCAAUCGAUGGUCAGACGAUUGUCCAGAACACGCAGGUGUUAUUGUCUUCAACUCGAAUGACACUCCUUUGGGCUUUGGAGUUACUGCCCGGUCCAGCGCUGAAGCGAGGAAAUUGGAACCAACAGCCAUUACCGUUUUCCGCCAGGGAGAUAUAGGAGAAUACCUGAGAGAGGAAGAUACCCUCUUUACGACUUAA